Messenger RNA from Aphanomyces astaci, 1893 nucleotides. RefSeq lists its product as hypothetical. The transcript has a single exon. NCBI's taxonomy places the organism in Eukaryota, Oomycota, Saprolegniomycetes, Saprolegniales, Verrucalvaceae. The record is from RefSeq and is a predicted model, not a curated record. The coding region runs from base 1 to 1893 and encodes 630 amino acids. Gene Ontology annotation, molecular function: metallopeptidase activity.
AUGAAGAUAUUUCGCUCCCUCUUGCUGGUUGGCGCGACCGUCAUUGCCGCCUUGGACACGUACUCGGCCAAAAUUCUCGUGGACACAAACACCUUCGAAUGCGAGCUCAUCGAUUCCGUCCACGUGGCCCAGCUCCACCGUAGCGUGGAGCACCCGGACUCGUUCAUCGAGCUCACAACGAAGCGAAAAAGCCACCUCAACGACUUGGACCUGCUCCGGAACUCGGAGGAAGGCGCCCAAGAGUUCGUGGAAAUCGUCGGGGGUAGCGUCGACGCUGUGCUGGGCCAGCUCGCAAAGCGGUGCCCAUCCGGUGCACUGCGCCACAACGCAGUGCGCUCAGCCGAGACCUUUGCCGAGACAACCGUGAUCAAGAAGAUCGUCGACUCGGGCCCCCCCAAGAACCGCAUUGAUAUUGUGUUUAUGGGCGACGGGUACCAGGCGUCGGAAGAGGCGUUGUUCUUCAAGGACAUCCAACGCCUGACCGACGAAAUGUUCACCGGGGACACAUUCACCCAGUACCUCCCUCUCUUUAACGUAUGGGCGGUAUACGUGCCAUCGGUGGACUCGGGCAUCGGCGUGGGUGGCAAACCUCGCAACACUGCCUUUCAACUGUACCGCGACGGCACCGAGCUGCGCGGCGUGUACCCCAACAAGCCGCAAUACGCCCGCGAUGUGUGCAAAACCGUGGGGGAGUUCGCGUGCGACUUUCCGUCGUUGAUCGGGAACGACGCGUUCUACGGGGGUCUUGGGGGGGAGUUCGUCGUCGCGACAAGCUCGGUCACGUCGGGCACGGUGGUGCUGCGCCACGAGAUGGGCCACAACUUUGGCCGAGUCGGUGAAGAGUACGACGGCGGCCAAGUGUACCGAGGCGCCAACGCGGCCACGUCGAUCAACGUGGCACCGUGGACGCAUUGGCUGACCAACCCGGAUGUGAUCCGCGAGGAGAAGGCCGUCCAGAGGUUCCAAAAGCACAUCUGGUACGAUCUCCAGAAGGGCUCGUACCAGAUUAAGUUUACAUCGAACGGCGCGUUCAAGCGAUGGUACAUCGAGCUGUCCGUUUCCGGCGCCGACACGAACGAUGCGCUGUCGAUCACGUUGAACGGCGAUCCGCUGCCGUGGACCACCAAGGGUGUCAAGGACCGCUCAUUUUACUCGUGGCGCAGCUCGGACGCGGGGUUCCCAGCCGGCGACCACGUGCUCAACAUCACCGCGGGCGGGCCGUUCGACAGCCCGAUCAUCAAGCAGCUGUGUAACGCCGUGAUCUACGAAUACGCCGGCGAAGACGAGUUCAAGCUCGACGACAACGACCACAUCGGGUUCUACCCCACGUGGGACAUCAACAAGCGCCUCUCGUACCGCCCCGACAACGAAAAGUGCCUCAUGCGUAAUAUGACGUCGCCCCAGUUUUGCGCGCCGUGCCAGGAAAACAUGUGGCUGCAGUUCCUGACGCGCAUUUCCUUUAUCGAAGACGUCGUUGUGACUGGUAAGGACGUCGCGCUCAAGCUCAUCCCGCUGGGCCAACUCCGCCCCAACCCCAUACCCAACGAGCGGUACUCGGUCCAGUGGUUCAACAACGACAACGAAGUCACGAAGUUCCGCGACCAGUUCAACAUUGACGUGUCCACCAUGUCUGGCGUCGCCAAGCAGUGGACGGUCAAAGUCAACUUUACCACUCCCACCAUACGCAUCGACUCCAAGGGCGUCACCCGUGCCGAACGCACGUUCAACGUCGACUACACUCCCCCGUCUACCACUCUCACCCCUACCAUUACUACGGUUACCCGUGCCCCUACCACGAAAACCCAGACCCCCACCACCACCAAGGCUACGCCCACCGUCGCGCCCUCCCCUACGACCCCUACGACGACGAAGGCGCACUGUUUCGGACGAUAA